UAUUAUGACUCCGUAGUCAGUUCUACUGAGUCUGCGUUUGCAUCUUCUACUCCUUCCGUUUGCAUCUUCUUCUUCUUCUAGAUCUGAUCUCCAAUUUCACCCCCAAGGUUUGAAAAGUCUAGUCACUUUAUUAUACAAAAUGGGUCGUGGAAACAGCUGUGGUGGAGGUCAAAGCUCACUCAACUAUCUUUUUGGUGGAGGUGAUGCUCCUCCUGCUGAGCCAACCAACAGGACUGCUGCACCUGCACCAGCUCCGGCAGCUGUGACUGCAACAGCAGCUACUAGUACUACUGUUGAGCCUGCUAAGAUCAACAAGGAGAUCCCUGCUGGUAUCAAAACUCCUGUCAACAACUACGCCCGUGCUGAAGGACAGAACACCGGAAACUUCAUCACUGACCGUCCUUCCACCAAGGUUCAUGCAGCUCCUGGAGGUGGAUCAUCUCUUGAUUACCUCUUCACUGGUCGCAAGUAAAAAAACAUACAUUGUGUGUAAUGCAUAAUGCGUAUCCAUUGCGUUUCUGUUCUCAAUUUAACACUGUUUGAUGUGAACCUCUAAAUGAUAAGAAGUCGGUUUCUUUGUCAACCCCAUCUUAA
This is a messenger RNA of Brassica oleracea var. oleracea, 594 nucleotides long. Its product is annotated as protein SPIRAL1-like. The coding region runs from base 140 to 472 and encodes 110 amino acids. The transcript is spliced from 3 exons. Lineage: Eukaryota; Viridiplantae; Streptophyta; Magnoliopsida; Brassicales; Brassicaceae. The record is from RefSeq and is a predicted model, not a curated record. Gene Ontology annotation, biological process: cortical microtubule organization. Gene Ontology annotation, cellular component: cortical microtubule, transverse to long axis.